AUGAGAAAUAGAACAUUUUUUCCUUCUUCUUCCUCUUCUGUUCUCAUUCUCCUCCUACUCCCCCUUUUCGUCUCCUCGUCCUUCUGUUAUCUUCCUCAUCCUUCCCACUCCGUAUUCUUCAUCAUCUUCUCAUUCUUCUUCUCCUCCUCCUUUUCUCUUCCUCAUUCUUCUUCUUCUUCUUCCGUUCUCCUACUCCUUCUCCUUCUUCUACUAAUCACCUCCUCCUCUUCCUCCUUUGGCUCUCCUCCUGUUCCUCGCCUUUCUUCUUUUACUGUUCAUCUCCUCAUACUCCUUCCCUCCUCCUCCUUUUGUCCUCCUCCUCCUCCUCUUCCGUUUUCUUCUCUGCCUCUUCCUCCACUCCCUUUUCUUCUGUUGUCUUCCUUUUCCUUCUUCUUGUUUUGUUCUCCUCUUCCUCCUCCUCCUCCUCCUCCUUCGUUUUCUGUUCUUCUUAUUCUUAUUCUCCUUCUUUUUCUUCUUCUCCACCUACUCUUUCUCUUCAUUUUCUUCUGUUCUCCCCCUUCUCCUCCUUCUUUUGUUUUCCUCCUCCUCCUUCUCUUCGUCUUUUGUCAUUGUUGUUGUUGUUCUUCUUUUUUUUCUUCUUCUGCUCCUCUUCCUUUUCUUCUGUCCUCCUCCUCCUCCUCCUCCUCUUUUUGUUCUCCUCCUCUUCCUUCUCCGUUUUCUUCGUCUUCUGUUCUUCUUCUCCGCCUCUUCCUCCUCUCUCUUUUCUUCUGUUGUCUUCUUUUUCCUUCUUGUUUUGUUCUCUUCUUCCUCCUCCUUCUUCUUCUUUUUCUGUUCUCCUUCUUCUUCUUCUUCUUCUUCUUCUUCUUCUUCUCAACCUACCCCUUCUCUUCAUUUCUUUCCUCCUCCUGUUUUCUUCUUCUUUUUCUUCUUCUUGUCCUUCUUCUUCCUUUUCUGUUCUCCUUCUUCUUCUUCUUCUUCUUCUUCUUCUUCUUCUCAACCUACCCCUUCUCUUCCAUUUCUUCUCCUCCUCCUCCUCCUCUUUUUGUUCUCCUCCUCCUCCUCCUCCUUUUCUUCUUCUCCUCCUCCUCCUCCUCCUUCUUAUUCACAUUAUCAUCAACUUUAUUUAUUUUUCUUCGUUACACUGACGUAAAUUUGUUCUUCUAUUACAUUUCAUUUUUUUUUCUUUUUUAG
Molecule: messenger RNA, 1152 nt
Organism: Acanthosepion pharaonis
Lineage: Eukaryota; Metazoa; Mollusca; Cephalopoda; Sepiida; Sepiidae
Source: the annotation of a GenBank genome assembly